AACGGAGGUCGUUGUUCUAUAGAGUAAUCGUAACAUCUGCGAUUCUCUCUGCUCCGAUAGCUGCUUCUCUCUCUCUCUCUCUGAACUCGAUAUUAUCACAUAUACGUGUACAGUGAGGGUAUAUAUGUGUAUAUAUGAUGUAUACGUAUGUAACACGGAAUCUUAAAUCGCGUAAUACAUACCGUAAUUGUCAAAAAUGCGAUAUCCCGAUAAAAUCGCAUGAUCGCGUUUUUGGGCCCGUCCAACGGUCCAUCGAUCUUCUACGAUUGGCGUCGUCCGUUCACGUUGACGUUUGAAGAGCAAAUACAGGAAAAACGACGGGCAAGAGAAGUAGAAAAAAAUGAACAACAAACGAUGAAUUACCAGAAAUUCUUCGUGAGUGUAAUUUUGACAAAUUCGUGUCAACGAAAUCAAGAUUGAUGCAGAAUGUGUGUUCACGUGAUUCGUGACAGUCGUUCGUUCUGAGCCCGAGGCUUUCUUCUACAAACAACAUCGUUAUCCGAUUGUUUUGUUUCUCAAGUUCAUAGAGCUUUCAACGCUCAAGCAUCAUAGGCAUCAUAGGCACAUACGAAGUCCUAUUGUGAUAUAUAGUCCAAAUGAUCAGCGACGGUGGAUCUCUCUAGGCGUGCAAGAUCGUCCACUGAGAAGAGGAGGAAUCCCCUGUUUCUUACUUCCUGGUUCCUCAAAGCAUCAAAGAUAGACUCGGUGUGGGGUUGGGCGUCACCCCCGCUGCGCCUUCAGCUAGCCGGGGGUAACCGAGGAACAGCAUCAGGAAGCGGCGGUGGUGUCGGGGUUGGAGUUAGUGGAGCGGGUGUCGCUGUUCCAGGAUCAUCGGCAGCGGCCGCAGCUUCGUCUGCAGCGGCCGCUGGUGGACCAGGUGGCUCGUCAUCCUCAGCGGCAUCAUCAUCGUCAUCUGUAAACUGUGCCCAAUCCUCUGGUCAGAGGAUGGGCGAAAUGGUGGUCGAGCGGGCUCCUUCGCCCGCAAGACUGAGUCACACAUCGGAAAAACAUCCCAGAGCCACCCUCACGGAGCUCAAUGUUUUACGUAGACAUCGUGAAUUGUGCGAUGUUGUGCUCAAUGUUGGAACACGCAAAAUUUUUGCUCACCGCGUCAUUUUGUCAGCGUGCAGUCCUUAUUUCAGGGCAAUGUUUACCGGUGAGCUUGCCGAAUCACGACAAACGGAGGUGACGAUAAGAGACAUCGAUGAAGUGGCGAUGGAGCUUUUGAUCGAUUUUUGUUACACCUCGCACAUUAUUGUGGAAGAAUCGAACGUACAGACCCUUUUGCCAGCUGCCUGUUUGCUCCAACUCGCCGAGAUACAAGACAUAUGCUGUGAAUUUCUCAAACGACAGUUGGAUCCGUCAAAUUGUCUUGGUAUCAGAGCUUUCGCUGAUACUCACUCUUGCCGAGAGUUAUUAAGGAUCGCUGACAAAUUUACGCAACAUAAUUUUCAGGAGGUAAUGGAAAGUGAAGAAUUUCUGUUGCUACCGGUGAGUCAAUUGGUCGACAUAAUAUCGUCGGACGAGCUCAACGUGCGUACAGAGGAGCAAGUGUUCAGUGCUGUGAUGAAUUGGGUCAAGUAUAACGUGACGGAGCGUCGACAACAUUUGGCGCAAGUUUUGCAGCACGUACGUUUGCCAUUGCUGAGUCCAAAGUUUCUCGUUGGUACGGUUGGUUCCGAUCUGCUGGUUCGAUCGGACGACGCAUGUCGGGAUCUCGUCGACGAGGCGAAGAAUUAUCUUCUGUUGCCCCAGGAAAGACCGUUGAUGCAGGGGCCAAGAACGCGUCCGAGAAAACCUACAAGAAGAGGCGAAGUUUUGUUCGCUGUUGGUGGCUGGUGUUCAGGCGACGCUAUCGCGAGCGUCGAACGCUUCGAUCCCAAUACCGCCGAUUGGAAAAUGGUCGCACCAAUGAGCAAAAGACGUUGCGGCGUUGGUGUGACCGUACUCAAUGAUUUGCUCUACGCUGUCGGUGGCCACGAUGGACAAAGCUAUUUAAAUAGUAUCGAAAGGUACGAUCCACAAACUAAUCAAUGGUCGUGCGACGUUGCUCCCACAACUUCCUGCAGAACUAGCGUUGGAGUUGCCGUAUUAGAUGGUUUCCUGUAUGCUGUGGGAGGACAAGAUGGAGUACAGUGUCUCAAUCAUGUCGAGAGGUAUGAUCCAAAAGAAAACAAAUGGUCGAAAGUGUCGCCCAUGACGUCAAGACGAUUGGGAGUUGCUGUAGCGGUUUUAGGAGGAUAUUUGUACGCAAUCGGCGGGUCCGAUGGUCAAACGCCUCUGAAUACCGUUGAGAGAUACGAUCCAAGGCAAAACAAAUGGUCCCAAGUACCGCCAAUGUCAACCAGGCGAAAACAUCUUGGCUGUGCCGUAUUCAACAAUCUCAUUUACGCGGUUGGUGGACGUGAUGAUUGUAUGGAAUUAUCCAGCGCCGAAAGAUACAAUCCUCACACCAAUUCAUGGAGCCCGAUUGUCGCAAUGACAUCGCGAAGAAGCGGGGUCGGCUUGGCCGUAGUGAACGGUCAAUUGUACGCAGUGGGUGGUUUCGACGGUACGGCCUAUUUAAAAACCAUUGAGGUUUACGAUCCGGAGCAGAAUCAGUGGCGUUUGUGUGGUUACAUGAAUUACAGACGUUUGGGAGGUGGCGUAGGUGUGAUGAGGGCACCUCAGACUGAGAAUUAUAUUUGGUAGCUCAGGCCCCCUUAUUCGGCUCGACAGGGGGCUGAUACACCGAGGACGAGUCAUAAUAUCGCGGGAUUAUCGCCGAUAACAUCAUCAACGACAGCGGUAACACCGGUGUCGCCCGUAACACCGCCCCUUCCGCUUUCCGUUUCCCUCGCAUCGAACACGAGCACGCGAAAACGUUACAGACGCUCGAUGAGUAUAAUUUAAUAGUGAAACAAACUAAAAAUAUCAAUUCUCAUUGAUAAAGCUGCAUUUUUUUGUUCCUACAUCGAAUGAAAAUCAUUUGUCCGUGAAACGAGAAGGAUUUCAAACCUUCCAUUAGUUUUGAUAUUUUUUACUUUUCGACGCGUUUCUUUACCCACGUUUCUUUCUGAUUUUUUUUUUCAUUCAUUUAAUUUAAAUGCGAUUUUCACUUGAGCUAGAUGAGAAAAAGAGAGAGAGAGAGAGAGAGAUUUAUUAUUGUCUGUGUAUAGUAUAUUUAUCCUUGGUAUACCUCACCGUUAUCCGUACUGUUUAUAUUUGAUUAGGGCAAAUGCAACGCCAACUAUGAUAAAAAUGGAUCAAUAAGAAAAAAAAAAGAAAAAUAUGAAACUGAGCCAACGGGAAAUGUGAAAAGACUCGCGACUAGCAUCGCACGACUGAGCAAAACGAUAUCAUUGAGCGAUCCCACAAAGUCGCGCAUUCCGACCGACAUUUCGCGUUCUCUUUGAUUUCGUUUUUUUUUUUGUAUUUCAUAGAGAAUUAGAUAUUUUUUGUUUCAUGAAAUAUUAUCACUAUUGUAAUUACUUUCGUGUUCAAUGUCAAAUUUUUGUAAUUUUCUUCUGUUUCUCUCCGCUUCAAAACGGUCGCGGAAAUUUCAUCGUGAUUCUUCCACAGCGACGUGAUCGCAAAGCUUCCUGCGUAUAUAUAUUUAAUCGACCGAUUUUACGGUCGUUUCUUCCUCUGCUCCCCUUCCCCCUCCACGUCUGAAAAAAUAUGUAGUAAGAAACGCAUGAAAUAAUGUUAUCGAACGAAACGAUUAAGCAAAAUGAUAAAAUGAAAAUACGCACGCGCGGUCUCGUAACUUGACUAUGCACACUGCCAACUCAGAUUAUUUCCUUCGAUUACAAAAUAUUCCCAUUCCCUCAGUCCCCCCCCGCCCCGCUCCCUUUCUCCACCUGUCACCUGUCAAUUUUUAAUUUUUACUAUUUUUUUUCCGUUACAUUUUAGCUAUUCGAAUACCGCUAUUUAGGCAUUAAUUGUGAACUGUAAAUGAUCGAUAUUGGUUUUGUAUAUAUGAAAAAACAUAAGAUCUUGUCUGAAGAUACCUAUGUUGAGAGAAGAAAAUGAAAAAUAUAUUGUUAAAACAAUCACGACGAUGAAAAUUAAA
Molecule: messenger RNA, 4054 nt
Organism: Venturia canescens
Lineage: Eukaryota; Metazoa; Arthropoda; Insecta; Hymenoptera; Ichneumonidae
Gene: dbo
Product: Kelch-like protein diablo
Exons: 7
Coding region: 946-2691 (581 amino acids)
Molecular function (GO): protein binding
Source: RefSeq, a predicted model, not a curated record